AUGGACGUGUUCGCAGAGGGCAUCGAGGGGCUCCUCAUGAAGGUGGGGGUCUUCGCUCUCAUCCAGGUCCUCGUCUACCUAAUCCUCUCCGCUUCCUCCGGCAUCUUCUCCGUGGAGAAGUCCAGGAACAGGCUGCGCAACAGCUUCCGCGCCCCCCGCUCCGCCAGCAUCCGCCGCAUUGUGGGGCUGCUCUCCGGGGAGCCGUCGGAGUACGAGCCCUCCCCCGCCUCGCCCCCAGCCCCCAUGCCGGCGAUCCCCGAAGAUGACUCGUAG
Molecule: messenger RNA, 273 nt
Organism: Spirodela intermedia
Lineage: Eukaryota; Viridiplantae; Streptophyta; Magnoliopsida; Alismatales; Araceae
Source: the annotation of a GenBank genome assembly